Molecule: messenger RNA, 341 nt
Organism: Aspergillus piperis CBS 112811
Lineage: Eukaryota; Fungi; Ascomycota; Eurotiomycetes; Eurotiales; Aspergillaceae
Exons: 1
Coding region: 126-296 (56 amino acids)
Source: RefSeq, a predicted model, not a curated record
UUGGGGAUAGCACGUUUAGUUCAGACCAAUGGCAGGAUCUUGAAUUUGCUCCCGGUCCCCUCCGGUGGUGGCCAAGUUGCCGAUGACUGGUUGUGGCGGACAGGGCCAGUAACGUGACCGGGCCGAUGGAGACCAAACCCCCCCUCAAUCGGGUAUGGAAAACUGCCAUCGCCUUCUUCUGGGUCCGUUGCUACUCCUUAGUAGUAGUGGGGAAGAGGAGGAAGAGAGGGAGGGGGGACGGGCUAAGAGGGCGGAAAAUACGGAGUAAGGGGACGGGAGUUGGUUCACUUGACUGAAAUGGGUAGACUACUACUUCCCUACUGUAGUGUACACAUUGAGAA